AGCUGCCCCAAUUCCUCCAUUAUUAAAGCACAAAGUGAAAAAGCAAUAAAAUGGAUCAAUUCUCCCCAACCCUAAAGCACUCACAAGAAUCAAGAAACCAUCAAGCAUCAAACCAGAAAAGAAGAAGAACAACAACAAGAAGCAGAAGAGGAUGUAUAGGUUUAGCAAUACGGUGAUUGGGUACCUGAACCUACUGACGCUGCUGGCCUCGAUCCCGAUCAUCGGCGGGGGACUAUGGUUGGCACGGAGCUCAGAAACAUGCGAAUCAACGCUGCAGGUGCCGUUGCUGGUGCUAGGGUUUGUGGUGCUGCUGGUGUCGCUGGCGGGGUUCGUGGGGGCGUGCUUCAACCUAGCAUGGGCGCUGUGGUUGUACUUGCUGGCGAUGCUUGUGCUCAUCGGGGCGUUGUUAGGGAUCACGGUCUUUGGAUUCGCAGUGACCGGAGGGGGAGGAGCUGUGGCGGUGCCCGGCCGGAACUACAAGGAGUAUAGGCUGGAGAGCUACUCCGGGUGGCUGCGCCGGCGGAUCGAGGAGCCGAAGUAUUGGCAAACGGCGAGAGCUUGCGUCGUUGGUUCUCGAGCUUGCGAAAAGAUCGCUUCUUGGACUCCUCUUGAUUACCUCCAGCGCAGUCUCACUCCAAUUCAGUCAGGGUGUUGCAAACCACCAACUUCAUGCACGUACGAUGGAGGCACAACCAUAUCAGCACAAGACGAGGACUGUUACCGAUGGAACAAUGCGGCGAGCGUGCUUUGCUACGAGUGUGACUCAUGCAAAGCCGGGGUUUUAGAACAAGUGAGGGAAGAUUGGCACAAGCUCUCCGUUCUCAACGUCGUCAUCCUCAUCUUUCUCAUCGGCAUCUACUCCAUUGGUUGUUGUGCAUUUCGCAACUCACGCCGUUCCGAGACCGACUACCCUUACGGGGAGAACCGUAUGUCGAAAAUCCGGCCUCGCUGGGACUAUUACUGGUGGAGAUGGUUACGUGAUCAAAGGGAACAGCUUUACUAAAGUUUGAAAGUUUUUGGCAGCUGAGUUCAGUGAUCUCUGGGUUGAGAUGGUAAUGUUGUUUGUUAAGUUUGAAUGUAUAGUUCUUGGAAAGUGGAAGCACAGGGCUGGAUUUUGGUCAUAAGCUGCACAAGUUGGUUGAGUGCUUAUAGGAACAACAAAGAAUGUAAAACUUGGAACAUUCUAGCGUUUAUCUUGUAGAUGCUGGAAAUUUGUUAAAAGUAAGCAAGAUGAGUCAACAAAUUGGGUAGGUAGGUAGGUAGGUAGAAGUCCACUUUCUCAAGUUUUCUAAAAGUUGUGAUGUUAUUCUUAUUCCAACAGCGAAACUAAUAGACUAGUCUAGAUUAAAGUUUGGGAAUCAAUGAGUAGCACCAGCAUCUGCCCACCAAAUUCAAUAAUAAACUAUUUUGCUUUCA
Dioscorea cayenensis subsp. rotundata (Guinea yam) is the source of this 1416-nucleotide messenger RNA. Its product is annotated as tetraspanin-6-like. The record is from RefSeq and is a predicted model, not a curated record. Gene Ontology annotation, cellular component: plasmodesma; plasma membrane. Lineage: Eukaryota; Viridiplantae; Streptophyta; Magnoliopsida; Dioscoreales; Dioscoreaceae. Gene Ontology annotation, biological process: auxin-activated signaling pathway.